AUGAGCUGGCAACACCAGGAACGGCCAGGAUCUCCCCGCGGUGGGGACACCUGCCCCGUCUGCUUGUAUCCCCUUGAUCACCCCGCUAGCGUGGACCCGUGCAGGCAUGUAUUCUGCCAUGCCUGCAUCCAGCGCUGGGUGGCCCCCGCCGUCGCUGCCUCCUGCCCGCUCUGCCGGCAGCCCAUCAUGGCCAUCCGCCGCCUGCAGAGUGCUAAUGUGACCUUAAUCGACCUUCCCGGCCAUGAGAGUUUGCGGCUUCAGUUCUUGGAGAGGUUCAAGGCUGCAGCCAGAGCCAUUGUGUUUGUGGUGGACAGUGUGGCCUUCCAGCGGGAGGUGAAGGAUGUGGCGGAGUUCCUGUACCAGGUCCUGGUCGAUAGCACUGUGCUCAAAAACGCACCCGCGCUGCUGAUCGCUUGCAAUAAGCAAGAUGUCACUAUGGCAAAAUCAGCAAAACUUAUUCAACAGCAGCUGGAGAAAGAGCUGUAAUGCAACACCUUACGAGUGACCCGCUCUGCAGCCCCCACCAGUCUGGAUGGCUCAGCCACUGGGGGCCCUGCCCAGCUGGGGAAGAAGGGCAAGGACUUCGACUUCUCCCAGCUGCCCAUGAAGGUGGAAUUUGUGGAGUGCAGUGCUCGGGGCAGCAAGGGAGAGGAGGGAGAUGCUGACUUCGAGGGCCUUGAGAAAUGGCUGGCCAAGAUUGCCUGA
Molecule: messenger RNA, 705 nt
Organism: Opisthocomus hoazin
Lineage: Eukaryota; Metazoa; Chordata; Aves; Opisthocomiformes; Opisthocomidae
Source: RefSeq, a predicted model, not a curated record